Molecule: messenger RNA, 1362 nt
Organism: Olea europaea var. sylvestris
Lineage: Eukaryota; Viridiplantae; Streptophyta; Magnoliopsida; Lamiales; Oleaceae
Product: transcription factor MYBS3-like
Exons: 3
Coding region: 94-1062 (322 amino acids)
Biological process (GO): response to gibberellin; response to ethylene; response to auxin
Molecular function (GO): DNA binding
Source: RefSeq, a predicted model, not a curated record
CAAUUCAUUUCUCACCUCCACCCCUUUCGCUUUCUCUCCCUAAACUCCAUUUCUCUUUCUGUCUAUACACACAGAUCAUGUUUAUAUUUAUAUAUGCAUAUACAUUAUAUAACUGUAUAUAUUAUUAACCAAAUUUGGAUUGAGUGGAAAAUGAAGCGGAAGUGCUCGUGUUGUAACGCCGAUGGGCAUAACUCGCGCACUUGUCCAGUGAGGACGGGGAAAGAGAUCGACGGUGGUGGUGGGAGCGGUGGCUGCGGAGACGGAGACGGAGGCCCUGAUGGCGGUGGAUUUACGCUGUUUGGGGUGCGGUUGAUAGAUGGAUCGUACAUUAAGAAGAGUUUUAGCAUGGGUAACCUCGCAAACUACCAUUCCUCCUCCUCCUCUGCUGCCGCGCCGGAUUCGCCGGAUGGGUAUCAUUCCGACGGUCCGCGUGGCGCUUCUGCUUCUGCUGCUCUCCCUCCAGCCCAGAAAAGAAAAGGUGUUCCAUGGACACACGAAGAGCAUCAACAAUUCCUUCUUGGUCUGCAGAGAUUUGGGAAAGGAGAGUGGCGGCAUAUAUCAAGAAACUUUGUUCCAUCAAAGACUCCAACCCAGGUAGCAAGCCAUGCCCAAAAGUUCUUUAAUCGUCACUGUAAUUCAGCAACUCGAGGAAAGAGAAGAUCCAGCCUCUUCGACAUGGUGCUGGACACGGCUAAAAAUCCAUCGUCAACUCCAGCACUAUUUAGUAUCCCUCCUCAAGCAGCGGGAACUGACAACAAACAACUUAUGCUUUUGUCUUCUCAAGUGGCAGAAACCAAUCGUUCAGUGCCUUCUCUCGAUCUUUCUCUCAAGCCAGCUUUUUCUCCUUUACCAAUUCAACCGUGGCCACCAAAUUCAGCCUCUCUAGAGAAUGGUGGAGUAGCUGUUUCUGAUCAUCAGAACUUCAAGACAAUUCCAGUCAAUUUAAAAGAAGCAGUAAACGUUGAGGGGCUGAUGGGUAUGUCCCAGCUGAGUCUAGGAACGGCUGGCAGUGGCAAUAUCAAAGAAUUACCACUCUCACUUGGGCUACCAGGGGAGAUUUAAACGCAAUCGGCAUUUCACCCAAGUGCUCAGCAGCUCUUGUCAAAUCAAGGGUGAAGCUAGUCAGGUCCAAGCAGUUUGCAGUACAGUAAAAUAGUGGAUUAUCACUCUCCUUCCUCGUAUCAGUUGCAUACUUCUCUUUCUUGCUUUCAUCUUUCAUCUAGACAUAUUGUAGAGUGAUAUAGGUUUAUUGGCUUUGAACUGCAAUAUAUAUAGAGAGAGAGGGAGAGAAUUUUCGUAAUGGGAUUAUGGCAAAACGAGCUGAUCAUGUGUGAAUAAAGGUAGUGAUUUUCUUAUGCUUCA